Molecule: messenger RNA, 2646 nt
Organism: Plasmodium yoelii
Lineage: Eukaryota; Apicomplexa; Aconoidasida; Haemosporida; Plasmodiidae
Product: heptatricopeptide repeat-containing protein, putative
Exons: 1
Coding region: 1-2646 (881 amino acids)
Source: RefSeq, a predicted model, not a curated record
AUGAUGAUAAGAAAUCAGUGUCUAAAAAAAAUUAAGACCAAUUAUGCAUUACGAAUUUGUUUGAAAAAUAUAAAAAGAUAUUCCACAACAAAAGAGAAGAGUUACAUUGAUGUGCAACCAAAUGAUGUUAGUUUUAUAGACAUAAAGAGUAUUAAAAACAAAGAAGCUUUAAAAAAAUUUUAUUUAUUUUACAACAAAAAAAAGUUAAGCGAUAUAUAUAGUGAUUAUAUUUUUUUAAUAAAUAGCCAAUUUAAAAAUACAUGUGAUGAAAAUGAAGUAAAGGAAUGUACAGCCAUUUUGAAAUAUGUAGCAAAUUCUAUAACAUUGAUACAAUUUAUUAGCUCAAAGAAAAAUUAUUUAAAUAGUGGAAAUAGUAAUGGGUUUUCUAGAUAUAAUGAAACACAACCAUAUUAUAUACACAAUAUUGAAAAGACAAAUAAAUAUAAAGAAGAACAUAUGAUAAAAAUAGAUGAAAAGAAUAACUUGAAUUCUAACUAUUUUUUUUCAAAUAAUCUAUAUAAAUUUAUUUCAAAAUUAAAAAAAUAUGAUAUAUGGAAUUAUAAGGAAAAAUGUAUUAACAAACGAUAUAUGAAUUAUCAUAUGUUAUUCCCAAUAGUAUAUCAAGAUUUAAAAAAAUAUGAACAAACUGAUAAUUUACAUAAUGAUAAAAAUAUUUAUCUCUUAGAUUGUAAUAUAUUUUCAUAUUAUAUAAGUAAAAAAAACAAAAAUGAAUUUAUAGAUAUCAUUAAAAAGGUUAAUUAUAAUUUAUUAACCCCACAUGACAUCAAAAAUAUUUUGAUAUUGUUAUCUAUAUUACAUCAUAAUAAUAUAUCUCUUUCAAAUAAUAAAGAAAAUAUCAUAAAAAAUAACAAUCACAAUAAUAAUGGAAUGAAUGUGAUAUAUAAAAAUAAAGAAUAUAUAAAUAAAAAGAUAUUUAUUGACAUAUUUAACAAUAUAUAUAAUAAAUAUAUUUUUUCAAAAGUUAAUAAAAUAUCAUUUUAUUAUUUAUAUGAUUAUAUUUUAUUGAUGUGUAUAAAUGAAGUAAAAAAUGGAGAGGCAUACACAAAUAUUGUAAAUGUAUUAUCGAAUUAUAUGAAUCUAAUAAAUAAAAUAAGUAACAAAACUCAAGGCGAAACUAGCGUAACAAACAUCUUAGGGAAUGAUAAUGACAUUAUAUCUUAUAAAGAUGAAAAACAUUUUACAAAUUAUACUGAUUCAACUAGUGAAAUAAAUGAAAAUUCUAAUGAUAUAUUUACUGAAAUAAAUUUAUCGAAUGAAGAAACUGAUUGCAAUUAUCCUAUAUUAAACAAAGAACAUUAUAUAUAUAUAAAAAAAAAUUUGGUAAAAAUAAAAAAAAAAAUAAUAAAUAAGCUACUUUUAUUAUAUAUUACAAAAUAUGUAUAUAAUCAUAUAGAUAACAAUUUAUUAUAUAGUCAUUCAGAUUUAAUAUGUGAAAAUUUAGAAUUAAUUCCUCAUUAUAUGAUAACUAAUUUUAUAUUUACUAUUGGAACAUGUAAAUAUAUUGAUGAAUUUUGCAUGUUUAUGUUAGCUAAAUAUGUACAAAAUAAUAUAAAUUUAUAUAAUCCCAAUGAAAUUGUUAUAAUAGUAAAUACAUAUGCAGAUGCUGCAUUAGAAGAUGUUAAUUUUUAUGAGACAAUUUGUAACUACAUAAAAUCUAAUCUUAAAAAAUUUUCAUCUUUUGAUAUUAUUAAAACAUUACAUGCAUUUUCUAAAGUAAGAAUACGAGACGAAGAAUUAAUUAAAGAAUCUUAUAAAAAAAUUAAUAAUUAUUUGGAUAAUCGAGAAAAACAAUAUAAUGUAGAUAAAACAUUGAAAUAUAUGACUGAAAAAGAAUCUAUAUCUACAUCACAUUGUAAAAUGUCUCAAUUUGAUAAUAACAAAAUAAACAAAAGAAAAAAUUAUAUUUUAAAUAAAUAUUUAUGUGCUUAUGCAUUAAUUGCAGCAGGAAAAUUAGAUUAUUUUAACCAACUUGACAAAUUAUUUAUUCACUUGAAAGAAAGUAUACAAAAUGAAGGUAUUGAUAUAAGAGGAAUAUUAUGGAUGCCAAUUGCUAUUACAAGUUUUUUAUGUAUUGAAAAUAUAUUUUAUUUUAUUCCUAUAUAUAUAGAUUUAAUUUAUAAUGCUUUUAAAAAAACACAAUCACCCAAAUUAUUAUCAUUACUUAUUAGAAGACAUAGUAUAUUAUUACACACAAUCGAAACUGAUAUUAUUCCAAAAAAAUAUUUUUCAAAAGAUACUAUAAAUAAAUUAUGUUUUAUUUGUAAAAGUAAAAAAGAUAAUUCAAAAGAAAAGGUGUUUGUUCCAGAUAGUUCAACUUUUCAUAUUGAAGUUUCAAAUGCUUUAUUAUCAUUAGAUAUACCUCAUAAAAAAGAAGUUAAUAUAUAUCCAUUUACCAUUGAUAUUUUUAUUAACACACCCCAAUAUUUUGACAAAAAUAAAACAAAAGAAAUAUAUGAACAAACGGAGAGUGUUCAUAAUACUUUUAACAAAAUUAAUUCAAUAAAAAAAUCUAAUAAAUUAGUAUAUGAUGAUGAUACAAAUUUUGAGCACACAUUUGAAAAUAAAAAAGCUAAAAAUAAAAACAAAAACAAAAAUGAAGUAUAUACGGAUGUUCCAUUUGUGUAA